Molecule: messenger RNA, 1143 nt
Organism: Drosophila pseudoobscura
Lineage: Eukaryota; Metazoa; Arthropoda; Insecta; Diptera; Drosophilidae
Product: peritrophin-44
Exons: 2
Coding region: 90-1100 (336 amino acids)
Cellular component (GO): extracellular region
Molecular function (GO): chitin binding
Source: RefSeq, a predicted model, not a curated record
AUGUGUGACCUGUAAUAGCCAUUAGUUCGGCACCAGUCGCCCUGCCGAGCACAUCAUUCCACGACUACUUAUACUGAAGAUCGCUUACAAUGAGAGCUUUCGGAGCACAUCUUAACCUGGCAGUGGUGAUGGGCCCGGCUCUGCUGAUGGUCCUAGCCUGCCCCAUGGCUGUUGCUCGAGAGGAGGACAUUUGCAGGUUGUUCUCCAACAACACGGUAAUCCGUGACCCCGACUCCUGCAGCCAGUACAUCACCUGUAUUGACUCUGUCAGCAUUUACGGCUCCUGCAGCGGAACCACGCCGUUCUUCGACAAAGACACGGGGAAAUGCGUAAAGAAACUGACGGACGACACGUCGUGUUAUGUGUCCUGCGUGAAUGCCACAAGCCAGUUCGUGGCUGACCCGAAAUCCUGCUACGGAUACUAUUACUGCCUGGACCAGGAAACGCCCAUGUUCGGCACCUGCCCGCAGGACACGCACUUCAAUGCCACUACCCAGACCUGCACGCGGCUCUACGAGUCGGAUUGCACCGCCAGCGACUUCGAGUACUGCAACAUCGUAAAGAACAAAGUGAACUUCGACAACCUGCAGUCUUGCGCCAGCUACCACGUGUGCGAAAAGAACCUCUUGAAGACAAAGACCUGCUCGUCCCAGUACUACCAGGCCAGCACCGGCGAUUGCGUCGCUAAAUCCCUGGUGGACUGUGUCGCCCAUCCACUGCCCAGCAAUGUGUGUGGCAAGGCAACGAAGCCGUAUGAAAACAAGUUCGUCUCGGAUGGAGCCACAUGUCGGGGAUACUUUUUCUGCGCCAAGCAGUCGAAUGGCACCCCAGAUCCCAAUCCCACUUGGAACCAAUGUCCCCAGGACACCUUCUUCGACGCCAGCACCGAGACCUGUCGCAGCCCUAAUCUCGUGAAAUGCACAGAGGAUCGCUGUGACGGUCGUUCGCUUCCCUUCGUGAUCAGCAGCACCAAGGGCUGUCGCAACUACCUACGUUGCAUCGAUGGAGUAGCUUUCGACGAGCAGUCAUGUGGCAAUCUAUUCUUCGACGAGGCAAAGGGCGGCUGUGUCUCCAGCGUUGUAUCCUACGCCAUAUGCUAGAUGUUGCUAUACAAUAAACCGCAGAGAUUUAAUAGUGCUCAUA